GCUGCACGUGCUAGUGACUAUUUCACUAUAUCACGUCGCAUCAGAGGCGUCAUUCUGUACAUUCUUUCUUAAAUUAAAUUCUGUAAUCCAAAAACAGUGAAUGUAAUCACCAUUCAUGCAAAAGUUUGCUUCAAGAUUGACCACACUGCUGAUGGGAUCUUAUCACUAGCACACCCUGAGCACAUCUCUGAGGAUGAAGAUUGAAAAUAGCCUGCCCUGCUCUCAGCUCCCUGAGGCCCCUCCUCAGACCGGGCUCCAUUUUACAGUGGCAACGGAGGAGGACUUUGAUGACAUCAUGGCCAUGAGUAAGGAUAUCUAUGGCGGCCUGGACUAUCUUCCCUCCCGCUAUCAAGCCUGGCUGCAGGAGAGCAACCGCACUGUCAUUUUGGCUCGCAAGCAAGGCAAAGUGAUUGCACUGGAGUCAGUGUGUGUUAUUGAUGAUGGGGAGACCAUGCUGGUGGAAGGGCUUCGUGUUGCCCCUCAGGAGAGGGGGAAAGGUGUGGCAGGGGUACUUCUUCGGUUUUGCUCUCAACUGGUUAAGUCCAAGUACCCUGACGUUAAAGUCAGCAGGCUGACAAGAGAUGACCAGCUGGGGCCAAAAGACUUCCAGAAGUACCGGCUCAUAACCAAACAGGGAAUCCUCCUGGUGCGCUUCCGUGCUGAAGACCUAAAAUUACGCCUUGCUGAUCUUGGGCCUAAUAUCACUGUAGCGGGGGAGGGUCUGUCGACCACAAACAUCCCGAUCCGUUUGGAGCCAGCAGAGGUGCAUCAGCUCUUCCUAAGCGAUGUUCUAAUGAAGCGUGUCCUUCCCAAUGCCACCAUCGUUCAAGAUUGGCAGCCUUUCAAGCCUCUGCCUAGCAACAUGGCCAUCCUGCUGAAGAAGGAUAUUGAUUGGAUGGUUGAUGAUUCCAGGCGCCCAACCAUGGCCAGUUUGUGCACCUUCCCAUUCCAUGUGCCAAUUGGUGAUGACUGGUACUACCUCAACAUCGAUAUGUUUGGUAAAGACCUGACACUGGCCAUACAACAGCUGUUGUGCCACCUGAGGUGCCACACUGGCACUCUGAAGGGUUACGUCAUGUGUCAGGUGUUCCUGGAGCCUGCGCUGUGGAAGCCUAUGGCUGAUUUCUUUAGGGAAACCCUUAAAGUGGAGCUGGUGAAGGAGUACACAGAGCAGUGUGUUGUGGAGUCUGAUGUCGUUUAGUCGAGGAGCAUCAGAAACACCUUACCUUAAAUUAAGCCACCAAACCUACAUAAACUUAAGGAACUUUAAAAUCUCCGUCAAAUAUAGCAACUAAAAGAAACAAAAAAACACCUAAUAUGUCUACUAUAAAAGGACAAAAAAUUCAAAUCUAUUCCGCUUAAUGAAAUUGCUCUCAUAGGUUUUAAUUUAUUUUAACAACAAUUAAUUUUAAAAAAGGCAUGUAAGUGAACAAACUAGAAUAAAAGCAGUAGACGCUUGUUUAGGUUACUUCAUUUAUUUCCAUAAUCAGUACUGUAAACGGUGGCGCUGAAUGGACAGGGACUGGAAAAGAGGGAAGCAGUUUCAGAUUAUAUAAAAUAGGGACCCAAAUUGUUCCAGGCCCUUUCAUUUCUGUCAGCAUCACUGACAGUGAAAGCAUAUUUACUCAUGCUGAGUUGAAAAGAAAACUGCACAAACUUUAGGGCACUUUAUGAUAAAAAAGAGGGGUCACACUUUAGUGUCUGUUGCUUUUUCAGAAUGUGGCACUGUAGCUGCUAGGGUAUUUAGAGGAAAAUAAAAAAGACCAACAUUUUUAGGACUAUAAAACCGGCUGUCCAUAAUAUGGAGACCAAAAUUGUCUUUAAAGGCAGUUUUAAUUAACCUGAAAAUACAAAAAAAUUCCACAUAGGGAAACAUUUUAUUUCAGACUUUCUAAUGUGUGACCCAGGACCACAAAACAAGUCAUAAGGGUCAAUUUUUCAAAAUUGAGAUUUAUACAUAAUCUGAAAGCUGAAUAAAUAAGAUUUCCAUUGAUAUAUGGUUUUUCAUUAAGAUCGGACAAUAUUUGGCCAAGAUACGAAUAUUUGAAAAUCUGGAAUCUGAGGGUGCAAAACAAAUCUAAAUAAAGAGAAAAUCUGGUUUUGUGCUCCAAGGUCACCUAUGCUCCUUGAAAAAUUAGUAGUACUUCCUCUAAAGGUACUUUGCAGUGCUUUAAACUCUGUAUAAAAUUAUAAAUGUCUGGCUAAGAACUUGCUUUUACAUUUAGAUUACAGUCUCAAGUUUUUGCUUUAAGUAAUUGAACCUGUUUGUUAAAAUGAUGUUCUAUCAGUAUUUGUACCUAACUGUAGAAGUGCAGUUGUGAUAAUACACUGGAAUAUUGCUUGAAGUACAUACAGUUAGAUAUGAUUAAUAACUAAUAAUGGAACAGACAUGUAUAAUUGUUUUAAAUUUUUAUAAAUUGACUGUUUGAUAGGAUCACAUUUAAACACAAAAGGAAAUAUAAUUAGGGAUAAAUACGGUAUAUAUAAUUAAAUGUUUAAAUGUUGUUAUAGUUCAUUAAAAAUAAUUAAGUUUAGAAUUUAACUGAGACAUCACUAUGUAGUGAUUUUGUUACAUCAUAUACAUUUCAUAAGAAGCAUGAUCUUAAGGAAAUUCCUCUGAAUCUGGUGCUCCAAUAAAAAAUAAUAAUAAUUACAUUAAAUUAAAUCUUCAGCUGACUUAAUGUGAUCCACCCAUGGAAAUCAGUAAAACGAAUCAGGACGAUUGGAAACCUUAGCAAAACAAGUGACAACUGUACCUCUAUGAAGAGUUUGUGAAUUUCUUGAACCGAUAUUUUGAAGUUAAAAGAUGGACACGAUCUGCCAGUGGAAAAGAAUGAAGGAAGUCAACAUAAUGCAGAAGAUAAAGGACAUCUCCUUCUGUUGGCCUGGAGUGAAGAAAGUAAAGUGAAAUAUAACCAAGAUGAAUAAAGAAGAACAGAAAAGGCCUUUAGACAUGUUUAUAACCAUAUGUCUUUUGCCCCAAACCCAGAUUUCACGUUGCUUUUUCCCUGAAGCACUGUGUCAGAACGAGAGAGAGACACAGUCCACACGAGCAAAUGCAUCAUUCUUUAUUUCUUAAAUGGUUACAUUUUGGUAAUAAUUAGGAGGAUCACUGGAAACAAAAGUUCAAUUAAUUUAAUAGGAAACGUUGUACAACGUGCAGUUUAAGAACUCACAGUGUCCACUCACAAUUUGUCAUACAGAUGUGAAUCUAAAUCUGUAUCCGCUAAACUAAAACCAAGAACUGUAUUCUUUUUACUAACUAUGUGUCUGGUUUGACUUCAUUUGGUGGAGUUAUUUUGUGCCCUUGUAUGAACUCUCAACAUCCGACGAAAAGGAGGCCUCCUCUCCUUCAUUUGGACAGAUGCAUGUGGGACUUGUAAUGCGGUCAGUAUUUAUAAAUGGUCUUUUUUUUAUUCUGAAAGUCAAGGCAUUUUACAGAUCAUUAACUCUAAUUCUAAUGACAGUUUAUCUCAUUUGUAUAGGUGUACAUAUAUAUGUUUGUCUGGAAGGGGGAUUCUAUGAUAAGGGACUCUUUGUUAAAAAUCUUUCAUGGCUGAAAUCUCAAAAUCCCUCAUGUCUGCCAUGUGCUUUCAGAGGAAAUCAGUCAGUUUUUCUCAAAAUAAAAAGUGUCUGUUGGCCUUCAAAAAGCUACAAA
This is a messenger RNA of Carassius carassius (crucian carp), 3658 nucleotides long. RefSeq names its product histidine N-acetyltransferase-like. The transcript has 4 exons. Gene Ontology annotation, molecular function: acyltransferase activity, transferring groups other than amino-acyl groups. Bases 194 to 1201 code for a protein of 335 amino acids. NCBI's taxonomy places the organism in Eukaryota, Metazoa, Chordata, Actinopteri, Cypriniformes, Cyprinidae. The record is from RefSeq and is a predicted model, not a curated record.